GUGUGUCCAUGUUGUAUUGACUUUGUAAACAUGGCUGAAGGGAUAAGCAAGGAACUGAAGAUCAAGGCAGCCUCAGAGGCACUAACCAGCCAACUGUUUGACCUCACAGGGGUAAUUGACCCCUUAAUGAUGGCUCUCAAUUUGAUUUCCAAAAAGAUUAUUGAUCGAUCGAUUCUCGAGAGAGUUAGACUGUUGAGUUCCACGAAGAGUGAGAAAGCGUGCGAUGUCCUAACUGCUGUCUCUGAUGCUGUAAUGAUUAAUCCAGACUGCUUUGCCACUUUUUGCGAUAUCCUCGACAAUGAGCCAGUAACUAAAGAUAUUGCAAGGAUUCUGAAAGAAAACUAUGAACAGGAACUUCAUACAGCUCAACAAAGUUUAUCAUGCACAUGUACUGUCCUAAAAAAGUCAUUCUUGAACAAGCUGAAGAAUUUGCUGUACGGUUUGAAAGGGUACAGCUAUGCUGAGAAGAAAAAGACGGAACAACAUGCUCUUACAGAAUACGUGACCUGCUUCAUUCAAGCUGGCUGCUCUUCCACUGACCAUUUGGACAAGCAUCUCUUGGCUCUACACGAACAAGAUAACCUGAUUACCGAUGUUUCCUUAUAUCAUUGGGCAAAGCAACUGGCCACAAAAAAAUUUACUGAAAUUGCCACUCUACCAAUGAAUCCGAUUAAGAUUUCUUCUGUUACAAAAGUACCUCUUUUCUCAAAGCCUGUUGUGUAUCAUGCUAGUAUUUGCUCACUAGCAGUCAACAAGACUGAUGCUGGGGAAUACCAAAAGUUCUUCAAAGACAAGCGAUUUGUUCCUGGUCACUCGUUUAAAGAAGUGUCUAUCUCUCGAUCAAAACAGGAGCGGUAUCUCAUAGCAACACAAGACGACUCUACCUACUACAUUGCUUUUCAGAGUGAGCCAAACAUCACAGAAUGGCCCAAGAGGUUCAUGUCCUUUGAAAAUGGGAUUAACAUUCAAGCGGAAAGCUUUCCAAUUGACUUCAUCACAGAGCUUCUCAACAAUGACACAAACCGAGUUGUUCUCACAGGUUUUUCCUUUGGUGGGAUGCUUGCUUGUUCGAUAGCUGUUAAAGUGUGGCAGCGAGGGUACAUACCAGCUCAGCUACUUCAAGAGAACCUCGUGUGUAUCACAUUUGCCCAGCCCCACCUCCCAGUGCCCCAACUAGCAGACCUGGCGAGAGACCGUCCUGAGAUUGUUAACACAAUCCAUGCCAUCUACUUUGAAGAGGACAUAGUUUCUCGCCUUCUGAGGGUUCUUGACCUACCAUGUAGCACUCUGAUUGAAGAUCAAGAACCUGGCCUUCAAAUGAAAGUUAGAGAACUGCCUAAAUCUGCUUUUCAAGACCCUUUGACACAAAAGCUUCUCUCAGACAUAGGACAGCUCUCGUUUGAAAGCUUGGAAGUGCCCUCAUUUUCUGAGUUCGUGGAAUUCCUAAGGAAGAUAUUGGAAGGGUUGUCUCGAAACACUGGACUAAGCCAAUCAUUUACCUACUACCAGCUCUCCUACUCCACCGACCAGUCCUCUUGUCUUCAGUUCAGUGAGAUGACAAAAGAUCAAUCAGCCAUUCAAUCUUCACAUCUCAAAACUGAUGAAUUGCUACGUCUCACACCAAAGGUCUUUAAAAAGCAUUCCAUGGUAACUUAUUGUGAGAAACUUUUCCGUGGCUACUUGGACAAAACUCCGGAGUACAGAAUUCCCUCCGAAGGAAAGGCUCCAGUUUCUCUCAACAUGAGACCGACUGUAAGUGGUGUCACUAUUCACGAACACGGCUCAGAAGUUGCUUUGGUAGUGGAAGGUACCAACUUUUGGUUCUGCUAUCGUUUGUCCAUCAGAGGAGAGAGUAUUGCAACUCCAGCUUCUAAAAUCUCUGGUACGUCAAUCAAGCUCAAUUUUGACAAAGAAAGCAAGCCGACAUUGAGUGCUCUUUCUGACAAUGAAGAAGUCAUUCUUAAAAUGUUCAAUCACUUCAUGAAGUCUCCAGUUACUGUGAAUGAAAAGGUCGUAAAAAAAGAAUACCCAGUCAGCACAAGACAGCGACAGCUAGCACGGCUCACUCCCUCUCAGCUGAUCGAGGUGACCUACCUUAGUGCUCUGCUUGAGAAGCAUCCCUACACUGGCCCCCAACCUCAGUCACACAAGGUGACCAUUAUCAAGGCAUUUCUUGACAAGGUAGUGAAUGUUGUGCCUUUGGAAAGCAUGGGAUAUGCAAUUGCACACGGAAAUGAUCAUGUCGCACUGCAAUGUGUCAAUGUGUUGGAUGCUUUAGUUGAUGAUUUGCCUUCCUCCUAUUUAAUGGAUGAUGGUUUUGAUAAAGCAACAAAGAGAGUUCGUAGCGGUGUUCCUGUUGAAAUUGUUAGUAAACUGAUUGAGCAAGUUAUAGACAGAAGCCUUUUACAAAGUCGGUUGUUGUAUGGCAUACAAUUUUCCUUGAACAAGGAAGAAAAGACACUGACGUAUACAAUUCAUUUACCUGACAAGAAAAUCUUAACUCGGACAUACUCCUUCGAUGAGCUCAAAGAUAAGUAUAAGGUAUCACCCAACAUCGAUUUACUACAGCUAUCUGGUGUGAAAAACAUAAAUUGGCUACAACAUAAAUUAUUUGACAAAGUUCAUAAGUCAAGCACAGUCAAAAGUGUCAUAUGUGGAUUGAAUAUUAGCUCACUGUACGGUGUAUCGAAUGAACAACUCAAGUCACCCAUUGAAACCCUCCAUAUUGGGAAGGAAAAGCUUGCUUCCACAUCAGGAUUUACCUCAGACAAAUUAACAUCCUCUGUCUCGUUAGUAAAUUCUGCCAUGAAGUUAGAUUGUCUUGAUAACUCUCUCAUGUUGAAAACUGUGAACGAUAUUCGUCACCAAGAGCUAGCGAUAUGUACUUCACUUCUUGCUGGAUUCAUGGAGCAACACGAAAUUAACAUUCCAUUAAUGAAAUCAGAGAAAGAUCACUCGAAGGUUUUGGAACUUUCAGCUAGAGCAAGCGUGGGUGUGUGGGCAUUAUCAAGUCUUGACUUUGAGCAUAUUCAGCCGAUUCUCAAGCAAUGCCGUGGUGAACAACUGCUCGUCAAGAUCGAAGACUAUAUCAAGGGUAUUAUUGUUGAAGCCAAAGCAAUGUCACCUUCUCCAGAUGAUACCCAAUAUGCUGCCAAGCUUCAGUUCAUCGUGCAAGGAGCAGAGAAAACAGUAACCUGCAACAGUCAAUACAUCAGCUACUCCCUCGAGCGACAACUUGCCGACAUUUGUAGUGAAAGGAAAAUCACUGAAGAAAUACCCUUGGAAAAAUUAGUUUUACAGUGGGAACAACUUUUUGAGAAGAACAUUCUCUCCCUCGUGGCCAAAUCUCAUCGCCCGCUGAUUGCUCGCUGGCUGAAGUGGGCUCUGAUUGUCCACAACCUUCGUGAGGAGCUGGCCAAGUACACAGCCGUGGGGGUGGUGGGACUCGUAAACUCAGGGAAGUCACGACUCAUCACCACACUCUUUGGGAUACAGAUUCCCUCUGGCACUACUGAGGAUAAUAGGACGACUGUUCCAUUCAUGUAUAACCUUGAGGAUAAAGUGGAUGGUCUGGACGUAGUGGACUUCCCUGGGGUGGACGACAGAGACGAGAGCAUCUCUGGACUGGCUGACCUCCUCCUCACUCUGGCACAGAUCAUUAUCUUUGUGGUGGACUACAGGAAAGUCCACACUGAGUCCAGUAAGAAGUGGUUGGAUAGACUGCAGGUUGAGAAAGUGCCUGUGCUGGUGUGUCUCACCUUUGCAGACAAGCUCUAUGCUGAGCAAAUGAAAGAUGGUGAACACCUUACUGAUGAAAGCAAGUACCCUGACAAGAUAUCCACUAAGCACAAGCUUCAAGCUGAGCUGGCUAGAAUCAAAGAGAAGCUGGAACUCCCAUCCUCUCACCAAAUUGAGUUCUGCUCAUUCAGUCAGGACAAAGAUUCUAUUCUGAAUUGCAAGGAAGGUCGCCAGAGACUGAGGGAUGUGGGAAUCAGCACCCCCUCUGAGGUGGGCGAUUGGCUAGUGGACACUUUCAAGAAGAGGUUUGGACAAGACGAUCUGGCAGACAGGCUCAAAGAUUUUGUACAUUCUAGUUAGUACAGAGAGCAACUUUAACAUUAACUGUGUGUGUGUGUGUUGUUAUAAUUAACAUUAUUGUACAUUCAAUGUAUUGUGUGGUAAUAAGUUUAUGGUCUGU
Messenger RNA from Halichondria panicea, 4198 nucleotides. RefSeq lists its product as uncharacterized. Gene Ontology annotation, molecular function: GTP binding. The transcript has 12 exons. Gene Ontology annotation, biological process: lipid metabolic process. NCBI's taxonomy places the organism in Eukaryota, Metazoa, Porifera, Demospongiae, Suberitida, Halichondriidae. The coding region runs from base 31 to 4098 and encodes 1355 amino acids. The record is from RefSeq and is a predicted model, not a curated record.